Molecule: messenger RNA, 1167 nt
Organism: Rhopalosiphum padi (bird cherry-oat aphid)
Lineage: Eukaryota; Metazoa; Arthropoda; Insecta; Hemiptera; Aphididae
Product: E3 SUMO-protein ligase ZBED1-like
Exons: 2
Coding region: 1-1167 (388 amino acids)
Molecular function (GO): protein dimerization activity
Source: RefSeq, a predicted model, not a curated record
AUGGAAUCUUACAUAUCAGUUACUGCACAUAGCAUAACUAAAAACUGGAAAAUAGUCAAAUAUAUUAUUACAACUGAAUUAAUGGAUGAGCGGCAUACCAGCAUAAAUUUAAAAGACAAAUUAGUUGAUAUUAUGAAGGAAUGGGAAAUUGAUACAAAAACUAUAUGUAUUGUGCAUGACAAUGCGGUAAAUAUUAAGAAUGCCGUUACUGCAAUGGCUCCAAACAUUAAAAGUAGGACAUGUUUCGCUCAUUCAUUACAGUUAUGUGUCAACAAAGGCUUGGAAGAAAAUGAAAUAAAACAAAUACUAAUUACUGCAUCUUCAAUCGUUUCACAUUUCAAACACUCAACAGUAGCAAUCAAAGCACUCCAAGUAGUACAGAAAAAAUUAAAAAUGCCAGAAAAAAUAUUAAUUCAAUCUGUUAAAACUAGAUGGAAUUCGAUUUAUGCAAUGGUUGAACGACUUAUUGAGUCUCGACAAUGUAUAAGCAUAGUUUUAAAUGAUCGUAAUUUCACUACUAGGUCAACAGCAAUAUCACUGGAACUCAGCGAAAGUAAAUGGGAGCUAUUGGAGCAGUUAGUAAAAGUGCUCAAGCCUUUCGAUCUUGUUACUAAAGUCAUGUCAUCUGCAACAACUCCAACAAUAUCAACUGUACAUCCUAUUUUAAAAAGCAUUGCCCAACACUAUUUGACUCCCAACGAAUCUGACCUACAUAAAAUUAAAAUAUUAAAAGAAACAUUGUCACAAGAGUUCAAAGCAAGAUUUUUUAGUCAAAUGCACAAUUUUAUUAUGCAUCGAUUAAAUUAUGAAGAGUCUUCAGUUAAUGAUUCUAUUAAUCAGCCAAGCUCCAUGGUAUCUGCUUUAGAUAUUUUAUUUCCCCAAAAUGACAGUGGUGAAGAUGUCAAUCAACAAAAUGAGCUUGAAAAAUAUUUAAAAGAAAAUUGUAUCAACAAAAAUGCUUGUCCAUUAACAUGGUUGGCUGAAAAUAGCAAAAGAUACCCAAUGAUUUCAAAACUUGCCAAAAAAUAUUUAUGUAUACCAUCAACAUCUAAUCCGUCUAAAAGAGCUUUUUCCACUGCAGGAAACAUUAUAACUUCAAAAAGAAAUUGUCUGGCUGGUGAAACAGUCAAAUGGUUAAUAUUUCUUUCACAUAAUGCUAAAUUAUAA